Messenger RNA from Clunio marinus, 387 nucleotides. The record is from the annotation of a GenBank genome assembly. Lineage: Eukaryota; Metazoa; Arthropoda; Insecta; Diptera; Chironomidae.
UCUAGGUUUUAAUAUCAAAUCUGAUGGGAAAACUUUGAGAUCGAUAAAGACAGAAAUCUUGGAAGAUCAAAAACUUAAUCUUGUGCGUGGACAACGUGGCAGACCUUUGUUGUCACAUAAUGGUUUUCUUUACGCACAAAAUAAUAAGACACAAGAUUCAAUUUAUUGGUGUUGUCGAACUAAAACCAGAGGUGAAAAGCCUUGUCGCGCAAGAAUCACGACAACACAAAAACCGAAUGGACUUUUUAGAAUUAACAUUACACAACCGAUUCAUAACCAUAGUCAGACGAGUCGUAUUAUUAAAAAGCUUAAGGCCGAAAGAUACUUAAAUGUUUGUUUAGAAAAUUAGAUCGUAAUUUAUUAGAAUAAAAUUAACUUUUACUAAAU